AUGUCCAACAAGGCCUUCAGCAGCAUCCGCUCGGCCGCCAUCGAUGGCCGGGCAUGGAACCCAUUUUUCAAGAAGACGCAGCUCAAGAAGCUGCAUGAAGCGCUAGUUGCCCGCGCUACGAAUAUUAAAGCGGCCAUGGAGAAGGACACGGGAAACACGAGAUUCGAAAUCGCAACCGAAUACUGGCUGGCGUUGCGGUGUCUUGCCCAGGUCUACGACUCAAUUGACACGGACACGGAGCUCAAAUUGGAGUAUCGGAUUGCCAAUAGCAAAGAUGCAUCAGAUGCCCGAGACCCUGUGGGCAUUGUUGUGAUUGAACCUCUCGCGCAGACAUUCCUCUACUCGCUGCUGUCAGCACUGGCGCCGGCGAUCGGUGCUGGAAACUGUGUGAUUGUUCAGAUGGGGCGUUCCAUGCUGGCGACGCCCAACAUCGUCUUGCCCUUAGUCCAGGCUGCUCUCGUGGAAGGGACAUUCGAAGUUUCAUACACUACGGUGUCAGACAACGAUAUCAAUCACAGGCAUUGCCGGAUCAUGCAGAAUGGCCCAACAGCGACACCUCUAGCCCACCACAUCGUAUCAGAAAGCAAGAAUCGCAUCAUUGCCGUGGUGGAACGUGAUGCCGAUGUCGAUGAGGCAGCACGAUCCCUUGUCACGGCGCGCUUCUCCAUCAGAGGCAAGAGUGCGUAUGCGCCCGAUCUGGUGCUGGUCAAUGAAUGGAUUAGAAAGGAUUUCCUGGCGGCUUUGUCGAAACAGUCAAUCGCACUCGGCAAUUCUUACGUCUCGGAAACUCGCCCAGCGAAGGCAUCUCCGUCUUCGAACCUUGUACAAGAGGUGAUGAAGGGAGGCUCUGGGAGCGUCCACUCAACGUCUCAAUACGGUGCUAUAGUGGAGAUUGAGGAAAGGAGGUCUGAUCUGCUGGGGCGCAAGACGGACGAGCCGUGCCUCGUAGUCCACUCCGUCACAAGCAUGGACGACGCCAUCGACGUCGCGUCGGGCUUUGGGAGACUCUCGGCGGCCUAUGUCUUCACAGCGCCUGCGGCGGCCAAGUACAUCUGCCAGUUCCUCAACGCCAGCAUCUGCCUGGUCAACCAUAUCCCGCUCAAACUUCUUUAUGGCCCCAUAGCACCAGCUGAUCACUCAUUCAGCCCCGAUACUCUGACACCCUACAGCGAGCGCCAUUUUACCUUGGCCAAGGGACAGUUUAUCGAGCCUACGAAAGAUGGACAGCGACUUGCGCAGCUCUUUUUCGAGGCCUCGCCGAAAGGUUGCCAGACCUUGCAUGAGGAGGCUUCAGCCGCACUUAAAGAUAUGCACCGCGUGAAGAAGGGCGGCGACAUCGGGUUCUUCAACCAAGGUAUUGUCACGGGAGGCAUCAUUGUCCUGUCAACAGCCAUUUCCUGCGCAGGACUUCUGUGCUACUAUCUCGUCAAGGUAGCUAGGUCGACGCUAUAA
Molecule: messenger RNA, 1452 nt
Organism: Verticillium nonalfalfae
Lineage: Eukaryota; Fungi; Ascomycota; Sordariomycetes; Glomerellales; Plectosphaerellaceae
Exons: 5
Coding region: 1-1452 (483 amino acids)
Molecular function (GO): oxidoreductase activity, acting on the aldehyde or oxo group of donors, NAD or NADP as acceptor
Source: RefSeq, a predicted model, not a curated record